AUGGUUUAUUGCAUGUGCAUGCGGUCUUUGUCCAAUGUAAUCUUCUGUGUAAUUAUUUCCCUCCAGGAUGAGGGUAUCGUGAAGGAAAUAGACAUCAGCAACCAUGUGAAGGAAGGUUUUGAAAAAGCAGAUCCCUCUCAGUUUGAAUUACUUAAAGUGCUGGGUCAAGGAUCCUAUGGAAAAGUAUUUCUUGUUAAGAAAAUAAAAGGCUCUGAUGCUGGGCAGCUCUAUGCUAUGAAGGUACUAAAGAAGGCCACACUAAAAGUACGUGAUCGAGUCAGGUCAAAAAUGGAACGUGACAUUUUGGCUGAAGUCAAUCAUCCUUUCAUAGUAAAACUGCACUAUGCAUUCCAGACUGAAGGAAAAUUGUAUCUGAUUUUAGAUUUUCUAAGAGGAGGUGAUCUUUUUACAAGACUAUCCAAAGAGGUGAUGUUUACAGAAGAAGAUGUCAAAUUCUAUCUAGCUGAGCUGGCCUUGGCUUUAGACCACCUUCAUGGCCUUGGGAUCAUUUAUAGGGACUUAAAACCAGAAAAUGUACUUCUAGAUGAAGAUGGUCACAUUAAAAUAACAGACUUUGGGCUCAGCAAGGAGGCUGUCGACCAUGACAAGAGAGCGUAUUCCUUCUGUGGGACAAUAGAGUAUAUGGCACCUGAAGUAGUCAACCGGCGUGGCCAUGCACAAAGUGCAGACUGGUGGUCCUUUGGUGUUUUAAUGUUUGAGAUGUUAACAGGGUCACUGCCGUUCCAAGGCAAGGACAGGAAGGAAACCAUGGCACUUAUACUCAAAGCCAAACUGGGAAUGCCACAGUUCUUAAGCCCAGAAGCCCAAAGCCUUUUGCGAGCACUUUUCAAGCGGAAUCCCUGCAACAGAUUAGGUGCUGGACCUGAUGGAGUUGAGGAGAUAAAAAGGCAUUGUUUCUUUGGAACUAUAGACUGGAAUAAAUUAUACAGGAAAGAAAUUAAACCACCAUUCAAACCAGCUGUUGGAAGACCAGAGGACACGUUCCACUUUGAUCCUGAAUUCACAUCAAGGACACCAAUUGACUCACCCGGCGUGCCUCCAAGUGCCAAUGCACAUCAGCUUUUCCGAGGUUUCAGUUUUGUCGCUACCAGCCUUGGCCAAGAGCAGACACAACCUGAUUCUCAUCGAGUGAUUGACCAUUCAAUUGUGCAGCAGUUACACGGGAACAAUAUUCACUUCACAGACAGCUAUGAGUUGAAAGAGGAUGUUGGUGUUGGGUCUUACUCAGUAUGCAAGCGAUGUGUUCACAAAGUCACGUCUGUGGAGUAUGCAGUAAAGAUUAUCGAUAAAAGCAAAAGAGACCCAUCAGAGGAAAUUGAAAUUUUGUUACGAUAUGGACAGCAUCCAAAUAUUAUCACCUUGAAGGAUGUAUAUGAUGAUGGAAAAUAUUUGUAUCUUGUCAUGGAACUAAUGAGAGGAGGAGAACUGCUUGAUCGAAUACUGCGGCAGAAAUGUUUCUCAGAAAGAGAGGCCAGUGCAGUACUUUAUACAAUCACAAAGACUGUGGAGUACCUACACUCACAAGGGGUUGUUCAUCGAGAUCUGAAGCCAAGUAACAUCUUGUAUGUGGAUGAGUCAGGAAAUCCAGAAUCUAUUAGGAUAUGUGACUUUGGUUUUGCCAAGCAGCUCCGGGCUGAGAAUGGCCUUCUAAUGACUCCAUGUUAUACUGCCAACUUUGUAGCACCUGAGGUACUCAAGAGGCAAGGAUAUGAUGCAGCCUGUGACAUGUGGAGUUUAGGGAUUCUACUCUACACUAUGCUGGCAGGGUUCACACCCUUUGCAAAUGGGCCUGAAGAUACUCCUGAAGAAAUCCUGGCACGCAUUGGAAGUGGGAAAUAUGCCCUGACUGGAGGAAACUGGGACACCAUUUCUGAAGCUGCCAAGGACAUGGUAUCUAAGAUGCUGCAUGUAGAUCCUCAUCAAAGGCACACGGCAGCACAGGUCCUUCGACACCCCUGGAUAAUGAAACGAGAAUACCUAUCACAGAAUCAGCUCAGCAGACAUGAUGCCCAUUUAGUCAAGGGUGCAAUGGCUGCCACCUACUUUGCUUUAAACCGUACACCUCAGGCACCAAGACUAGAACCUGUAUUGGCAUCAAACCUGGCCCAGCGAAGAGGAAUGAAAAGAUUGACUUCUACAAGGCUAUAACAGCUACUGUGCAACAACUCUAGGAAGUUUUCUAUUCAUUAUAUGUAAAAGAAUAUGGGC
This is a messenger RNA of Carcharodon carcharias (great white shark), 2229 nucleotides long. It is a transcript of the gene rps6ka2, whose product is annotated as ribosomal protein S6 kinase, polypeptide 2. Gene Ontology annotation, molecular function: ATP binding; magnesium ion binding; ribosomal protein S6 kinase activity. The transcript is spliced from 20 exons. The record is from RefSeq and is a predicted model, not a curated record. Gene Ontology annotation, biological process: intracellular signal transduction; protein phosphorylation. The coding region runs from base 1 to 2169 and encodes 722 amino acids. NCBI's taxonomy places the organism in Eukaryota, Metazoa, Chordata, Chondrichthyes, Lamniformes, Lamnidae.